This is a messenger RNA of Paramecium octaurelia, 3697 nucleotides long. Lineage: Eukaryota; Ciliophora; Oligohymenophorea; Peniculida; Parameciidae. The record is from the annotation of a GenBank genome assembly.
AUGGCGAAAGCUUAAUCUAGGAGUGCCUCCUCCAUCAUUACGGCAUUCACGGAACAAUAGUAAAUGAUUAUUUAAUGGUGUAGUUAGGAAAUCCAGCUGUUGGAAGCCUAAAGAGAAUUCGAUGAGAUGACAAAGGAGAUCAUGUUAAGGAGAAAGAAGUUGAUGUAACAAUUUGAAAAAGGGAAAAAGAAAGCGCCAGAGAAGACUGAUGCAUCUAAAGCAGAGAAGUUUAAGAAUAUGGUAUAUUUUUUAAUUGAUUAUUUAAGGAUGAGCAUUCCAUUCCGUUAACAGAGUUAGAAAAAAGAUUGGAAACAUCAGCCAAAAAUGGGUUGAGCAAGCACCAGAUUGAUGCAAAAUUGCAACAGUAUGGAAAGAAUGUUCUCUCCUCUAGAGAAAAAACUCCAUGGUAUAUGAAAUUACUUCAUGAAUUAACAAAUGUAUUUGCUCUGCUACUUUGGGCUGGUGCCUUACUGUGUUUCAUUGCUUAUGGCCUCGCACCUGACGACCCUUCAAAUGUAUUUGAAAUAAUUUAGGCUAGCUUUACUUAGGAAUAGUCUUAAUUGUAGUCGUUGUUGUUACGGCCGUAAUCACAUUUUUCUAGAAUCAAAAAUCAGAAGCCAUUAUGGAAGCAUUCAAGAACUUCAUACCUCCAGAAACGUUAGUAAUCAGAGAUGGAGAAUAAUAAAAACUCUAGGCAACAGAAUUAGUUCCUGGAGAUGUUGUCGUGGUUGAAUUUGGAAAACGUAUUCCGGCUGAUAUCAGAAUAAUUGAAAGCAAUGAAAUGAAAGUCGAUAAUUCGAGUUUAACAGGGGAGUCAUAGUUACUUUUGAGGACGCCUGAAUGCUCUCAUCCAUAGAAUCCAUUGGAAACUAAAAAUUUGGCAUUCUUUGGUACCUUAUGCAAAGAAGUAUUUCUAAUUAAUAUUUCAGGGUAACGGCAAAGGGAUUGUCGUAUUUACAGGAGAUAAGACCGUUAUCGGAUAAAUUGCAGGAUUGGUUGAAAGUUCGGAAACCGAAGAAACUCCAUUGAAGAAAGAGUUGAAUGCUUUCAUUACCUAUAUUGCCUAUAUUGCUAUUUCCAUCGGAGUUAUUUUCUUUGUGCUUGGAUUUGCAGUAGGAUAUCGUAUUCUCUUAAUAUCUAUCUUUAGCUGCCGUUACUAAUCUCAUCUUUGCUAUUGGUAUUAUAGUUGCCAAUGUUCCAGAAGGUCUUUUAGCCACAGUUGUCGUUGCCUUGACAUUAACAGCAAAGAAAUUGGCAGGGUUGAAGGUCUUGGUUAAAAAUUUAGAAGGUGUGGAGACAUUAGGGUCUACAUCUUGCAUUUGUUCUGAUAAAACAGGUACGUUAACAUAGAACAAGAUGACUGUUGAGAAUAUAUGGUAUAAUGGUAAGAAGAUGAGAGGUCAUAGUAGAGAGAAAAUGGGUCCAGAAUUUAAAUAUGAAUAUGAUUUCAAAGACCCAGGAUUUUAACUUCUCCAUGAAACAGCGAUCAUAUGUUCUGAGGCUGUCUUUGAUAGCAGUCUACCAUAGGAAUAACAAAUUAAAAUACAAAAUUUGAUUGGAUUGACUUAAGAAUAAAAAGAUGCAAAAAUGGAAGAAGCAAAAGCAAAAUGGAAAGCAGCAUAUGAUAAAUUGCCAUGUUAAGAAAAACCUACUGUAGGAGAUGCUUCUGAAACUGCUCUCAUUAAAUUCUUCUAGCCAAUCAAGGACAUUCUCCAAACUAGAGCCUCCAGAAAUGUGGCUAGGGAUUUGAAUAUGAAAUAAGCAAGAAAGCCUUUUAAUUCAACCAAUAAAUAUGCCUUCAUCAUCGUUGAAUAUGAAACCGAGAAUUCACAUUAUUGUCUGUUAACAAAAGGGGCACCAGAAAGAAUUUGGGGGUUAUGUGAUACAGUGUAUAAUAAUGGAAAAGCUGAGGUAAAGGAUGAGAAAUGGGAAAAAGGUUUUGAUUAAGUGAAUGCCUAAUUUGGUAAAUAGGGUGAAAGAGUAUUGGGCUUUUCCAGACUUCACUUACCUAAAGAUCAAUUUCCUCAGGGAUAUCAUUUCAACUUAGAUAAAAUGAACUUCCCAUUUAAUAAGUAGGUAUUUGUUGGGUUGAUUUCCUUAAUUGAUCCACCUAAAGAUAAUGUGCCACAUGCUGUGUAGAAGUGUAAAUCUGCUGGUAUUUAAGUAAUUAUGGUUACUGGGGAUUAGCCAGUUACAGCAGCUGCCAUAGCUAGACAAUGCAACAUCAUCACAGAAAAAACAGUAAAUGAAAUCAUGGAAGAAAAGAACGUCUCUUUUGAAGAGGCAUUUCAUUAAUCGAAUGCUUUGGUAAUUCAUGGAGAUAGAUUAACUAAAAUGGCAAUUGAUGAUGAAGGAUUGCCAGAAGAUGAGAAGGGUAGAUAACUCUAAGAAUGGCUUAGCAAACCCUAAUUGGUGUUUGCAAGAACCAGUCCUGCAUAAAAAUUAAUUAUUGUUGCUGGUUGUCAAAGAAGAGGUCACAUUGUAGCAGUUACUGGAGAUGGUGUCAAUGAUAGUCCUGCAAUAAAAAAAGCAGACAUUGGAAUUGCUAUGGGUAUUACUGGAUCUGAUGUUGCUAAGGAUGCUGCUGAUAUGAUUUUAUUGAAUGAUGAUUUCUCAAGUAUUGUUGUUGGAAUUGAAGAAGGAAGAAAGAUAUUUGAUAACUUCAAAAAGUGCAUUGUUUACUGUUUGACUUCCAAUAUUGCAGAGUUGGUUCCAUUUUUAGGAUUUAUCAUUUUCAGAUUGCCUUUACCAUUAACUACUGUGUUGGUUUUGUGCAUAGAAGUAGGUACCGAUGUCUUUCCAUCAAUGGUGUUUGUCUUUGAGGAUGCUGAUUUGGAUGUUAUGACAAGAAGGCCAAGAACGAAAAAUGAGCAUUUAGUGGGUGGACAACUGUUGUGGUUCGCGUAUACUUAAAAUGGUAUCUUAGAAACAUUCUGUGGAUUCUUUUAAUGGUAUGUAACACUUAAUGAUUUUGGGUUUACUCCUACUACUCUCUAUUUCAUCUCAAAUAAAUAAGGAGUGCUACAUGGUGACAAUGAUGUUUACGAUCCAAAUGAUCCCUGGUUUGGUAAUACAAAACUUAGGGAUAACUACAAAAAUGGCACAUGCACUGGAACUGAUCUAGAUGGAUAUGAAGAUAUUGAUUGGGUUUAUGCUAAUCAUGGCAGAUAUGAUCUGAGAAUGGUUUAUCUUAAGUGUGAGGAUGGCAAAAUUGUUCCUAACAUUGAAUUUGGUGAUUGUCAUGUUGAUUUGGUAUCUCCAGUCACUAAGAAGCCCUAUUGUUAUCAUACAGAAGCAUCAAGCUAUGCAUAAACUUCAUUCUUCUUUGCAGUUGUUGCUGGUCAAAUUUGUAACUAUCAAGCUUUGAGACAAUUGAAAAGUGCUGGUUUCUUCACAGGUAUUCUUUUAUUCCAUAAUUCUUAGGAUUCCACAAUUACUUCAUGGUCCUAGCUUACUUUGUCGAAUUCUUAUUGACUUGGAGUUUGUCAUAUCUAGAGGCAUUUAAUACAGUCUUUGGAACAAGGGACAUAAUUUUUAUACAUUAUGGUAUAUGCGCUUUACCUUACGGUAUGGUGAUGAUUAUUUGGAAUGAAGGAAGAAAACUAUGCGUAAGAUUUCAUAAAUAACAUUAUAGAUUCGUCACUUCAAAUCAAAAUCAGUGUUGCCAAGUUGGUGGGAUAGAUGCGUAGUAUAUUGA